GCAACAUAUAUACGUCCCAGGCCUACAUACGUGCUCUCACCACUUAUUACCCUCUGGCGACACCAAAAUCCAUCAGUCUACGCGAAUUUGAAGCCUUUCUUCCAUGCGCUGCCUGCGCCAGCUCUUUCUCGUUUCGCUGGGUGUCACAGCAUGGGCUCUACACGAAUCUGAUGUGGGUGUGGUGGAUUGGAAUACGGAAUUGAUCGGCGUACCACUGCAUGGCUCUCCACAUACUGCACCUACAUUCCAUGGUGAUUAUGUUCUGACUGCUACAAGCAACAAUGUAUUGGCAGCAUUGAACGCCACAGAUGGCUCUAUAGUAUGGAGAAGUAUAUAUGAUGCGGAGGAUCCGAUCAUGGCUUUCAGCCACCAUGAUAAGAGCGUAUCUUCUCUAUCUGGACCGGGAGGGUCAACUUUGCGCACGUCCUUGGUCUUGUAUUCUCACAUCAUUGCUGAUCCGUCAACGAUGUAUGUCGUGGGGUUCGCGAAAUCAUUUGCAUCCUACACUUUGCACGUAACGACCCUGUCAGUAACCACGGGCAAAAUCAUUGCGUCUGUCAACAUUCCUGCAAACAUAAAAGAUGAGCGAUCCAAAUUCGUUGCUGUUAGCUCCCAGACAGGACCUACAACUACUGCCUGUGUCAACUGGCUUGAAGGCGAUGUUCUUAAAGCUGCUGUAUUAGCGCCUGAUCUGAAGGGUCAAAUUAUGGCUCUUCCGGGUGUCAAAUACGAUAGGAUUAGUGACUUUGGCCUUUCGACCAAUGGUCAGUUCCUCGCCAUCAAGGAAGGAGGUGCUGCGCACGUUAUGCAUUUUGACGCACAGGCAUCUUCACUUCGACCAAUCUGGGAAUUCAGCCUUAACCGAGAUGGCCAACCGCGAGUUGCGCGCGUUUAUUGGUCGAACUCUCACAGUAAAGCUAUCCACCAGUCUCUUGCCAUUCACUUAUCUGAGGGCAAGGCUUCAGCCUCUGGUUUUGCGUUUCCCUUCCAGACGCUUGACCAUGGUGUCAUCCGGCAUGUGGCAUUUGACGGCUCAAGCACUAGCGAAACACAUGAGAAUACUCGCACGUUACUGACCACCACGACAGGCUCGAUACAGCUUUGGCAACAUGACAAAAUGCAGUGGGUUCGAGAAGAAGCACUGGCAUCCAUCCAAGUCGCAGAGUUUGUAGAACUUCCUGAGAAGAAGGUUGUCAUGUCUCAUGCUGCUGUGGAUGAGGAAGGCUACUUUGAGCGGCUUCAACGUCAGUUAUCUGACGCCAAGAACCUUCCUCAAUACUUGGCAAACUUUGCUAGACGCUUUGCGACUGGUUCAUAUGCUACUGCGACUACGUCAGCUGCAUUUUCCUCAGAUGAGGAUACGCUCACGCGCGACGCUUUCGGCUUCCGACAGAUCAUAGUGGCAGCUACAUCGUAUGGGAAAAUCUUCGGCAUUGACUCUAGCAAUGGUCGAGUCUUAUGGAGUCGCGUGCUUGGCCUUGGUUGGGCAGCGAAGGUUGGUGGGACAAUAAUCCCUACCAAAAUUUUCGUCACACGGACAGUGAGCGAUCCAGAAGGACCUCAAAUAGUGCUCGUCACACAACGUCGGGCUGACAAUUCUCUCGUUGACACUGUGCUAUUCCAUGUGAAUGCACUUACGGGAGACGACGUCAGGGAGGAGUACCAGUCUAUUCCUAGAGCUGCCUUGGAAGGCCUCGAUGCUGUAAUGGGCCCAUUAGUCGAUGUUUUCAUGCUACCCAACGAGAACCGGACCAUAGUCAUGCUCGAUGAAUACCUCCAAGCGCGCCUUUAUCCAGACACUCCAUUGGCUCUGGCCGAGUUUGAGUCAUUCGUCCCGUCCAUACAUCUCGCUCUCCGCGCGGAAGUUCCUGGCCAGCGCCAGAUCUUGGGCCACCAACUCGCCCUCAAUCUCGAGCUAUCUCAGUUCUAUGUUGCCUAUCCCACAUGGACACUUUCGCUACCGCCAGAAGAGGAAAUUCGCGCCAUCAUUCCGAACACACGCGGUCCCGUUGCAUCGAUCGGAAAGGUCCUCGGAAACCGUAUGACGCUGUACAAGUAUCUCAACCCCCACCUGACAUUGGUCCUCACAUCUUUCCUGCCGUCCAGCACGUGUGGGAUAUAUGUGCUGGACGUGAUCAAAGGUAGUGUGAUUUACCAUGUCAGUGUCCCUGCUGCCGGUGGGGUAUGCGACACGCAAGCGACCCUCACUGAGAACUGGCUGGUGUACCAUUACUUUGACGAUGAGUUUUCUGGGACUGGGCAGAGCAAAGGAUAUAGAGUCGUCUCUGUUGAGUUUUACGAGGGUGAUGGACCAGAUGACAAGACAAAAAGCUCCGAGCUUUCGUCCUAUUCCAACAAGACACUGCAUAUCAGCGCAUACGAACAAUCGUUCAUCAUGCCUCACGGCAUCACUGCUAUAUCACCAACCUCGACGAAGUUUGGAGUAUCAACGAAGGACAUCAUAGUUGCAAAUCGCAAGAACAGCAUUCAGUCUAUUCCUCGGCGAUUGCUCAAUCCAAGACGGCCAAAGCACAAGCCUACUAGCGAAGAGCAAGAGGAGAUGCUCGUACAGUAUGAUGCUGUACUGCCGGACGAUGCCCGACUCGUGCUCUCACACAACUACGAGGUCGCAAACGUCCGCCGCAUAGUUACUUCUCCAUCUCUUCUAGAGUCCACGUCGCUAGUCUUUGUCUACGGCCUGGACCUCUUCUUCACGCGCAUUGCGCCUUCGGGCACGUUUGACGUUCUCAGUGAGAAUUUUAAUAAAGUGCAGCUUGUGCUGACGGUUGCUGGGCUGGGGAUUGCGAUUAUGGUGACGAAGCCUAUGGUGCGACGGAAACGGCUGCGCGAGCGUUGGUACCAGUAGACCUCACCAUUGUACUUGUUCCGAAAUAUAAGAUCGUGUGGACAGGUGGCCAUGUAUAUUUUCCAUGGGUCUGCAACGGAUGCACCAAUCAUAGCAUAAUAGAAUUGUGCAUUAUGACAUCUGUUUUUCAGCCCUGUUCGGGGAGCCUGC
Suillus subaureus is the source of this 3016-nucleotide messenger RNA. Its product is annotated as DUF1620-domain-containing protein. The record is from RefSeq and is a predicted model, not a curated record. The coding region runs from base 104 to 2866 and encodes 920 amino acids. The transcript is spliced from 13 exons. Gene Ontology annotation, biological process: protein folding in endoplasmic reticulum. Gene Ontology annotation, cellular component: EMC complex. Gene Ontology annotation, molecular function: protein binding. NCBI's taxonomy places the organism in Eukaryota, Fungi, Basidiomycota, Agaricomycetes, Boletales, Suillaceae.